Messenger RNA from Aspergillus ochraceoroseus IBT 24754, 819 nucleotides. RefSeq lists its product as uncharacterized. Bases 219 to 422 code for a protein of 67 amino acids. Lineage: Eukaryota; Fungi; Ascomycota; Eurotiomycetes; Eurotiales; Aspergillaceae. The transcript is spliced from 2 exons. The record is from RefSeq and is a predicted model, not a curated record.
ACCGGAACCGCAUCUGCCGGCUACAGUGGAUCGCCGUACCCCAGUUGGCGGAGCAGUACAGCUUCAUUGUUAUUUGUCUACAGAGUCCUUACAGCCGUACUUGCUGGGAUGUCAGCUCUCAAUCAGCGCAGGAUUAUAAUGGUGGUGGCUCCAGCUCUAGCGGUAUGAUGACAGUGAGAAUGAUCCGAUAACAUGGAUAUGUUCUUGUGCUCAAUUUUAUGGAAUGUCUUAGCCGCCUCAUAUCCGGGCUGUUUGCCGCUGCGACUGUCUACCCGGGAAUCCCUGAUGGCUGCUUCUACUCAUCUACAAAUCAAGUCGAUGCCUGGAACAGUUGUGCUCUGGGCGAUGUAAUUAGCGCCCCAACGGCCUGGGGUGGCUACAAAGGAUCACGUCCCCGGAUGCAGAUCUACCAUGUAGCAUAGACACGAUUCUCUAUCGGCAAAACUACUACGAAACUUGCAAACAAUGGGCAGGCGUCUUUGGAUACGACUAUGACUCUCCUGUGUCAACUUCAGCAAUACCCCCAAGACGAACUAUCAAACUACUAAUUGGGGUCGUAGUUUGGAUGGGAUUUUCGCAACGGUAGUGGGCCAUACUGUUCCCAUUCAUGGGACGCAGGAUAUGGUUUGCCAGCCGUUCCCCAUGAUUGUUGAAAAUUUCCACCAAACAUGAUACGUGAGGAGAAGGAAAGUACCUGUUAUGACCCCUUUCUAGAAGCUGCCGUAUCGCGUUUAUACUCCUGGCAUGACAAUAGAAUUCCAAAGCUAUGUUAGACGACCCGUGGAUUCAUACUGAGGAGGCCCGUUAGGUGGCUGUGAG